GGGAAUCUUUUCGCGCCAAAUUUUUAAUCGUCGGAUUCACAACCCGGAAUGUCGUCGGAAGCAAGUGAGCACCAGAAUAACGCCGUUGCGGUGAUCCCACCGACGGCAGCGGUGGUAGAGCCCGGAAAGAUGUUCCAGUGUGUGCACUGUCCGAAGUUGUUCCGAUCUACCGCUGCCCUGCAGCGACACACGAAUAGCCACCAUCCGGCGUUCGAACGCUGCCCUAUGCAGUGUCGGCUAUGUCCGUAUCUUACCAGCAAGCGUUUGGAGUUCUUUCGUCACCACCGGGAAUCCCAUCCCGGGAUUACUUGCUGCUACUGCUGUCCGUUGUGCCACAAGAUUUACCGAGCGUUGGGACAGUUUUACGACCACUGUUUGGUGCAUAUGGCGCUGAACGAAUACGAGGGUGGCGCUGGCGAGGAUCAGGACAUGGCCAGUGUUGAGAACUUGGAGGUUGGCUUGGGGGAGGAUUCUUUGGAUGAUCUACGAGAUGCGGGGCCGACUGAUUCGGAUUUGCCGGACUUGACAGUGGAUUUUGCAGUGGCAGAAAUUUCAACAAGUUUCACAAACACUCCACCUGUUAACGGAAAAAGCUCAAACUCAAUCGAACACUCAACGGCCGUUAAACGUCCUCGCAGCAGUAAAUGUUUGAUGCCAUCGACUGCUCCACCAUCUAAAGCACAAACUCAUCGCUGUCCCUACUGUCCGGAGCAAUCCCAAGUGCCCAACUGGCUUCAGGUCCACGCGUACAUGUGUCACGGCGCCCUGGUUCCAACGGCUCUUCAGUUCAUGUGCGUCCACUGCGAUUCGAUCGAGACGGAUUCGGUCAAGUUUGAAGCUCAUUACCGGGACCAACACGCCGAGUUACCGUUGACCUACAAGUGCCCCACAUGUGGCAAAUUGUACCGCAGACUGUUUUUCUACGAAGCGCACUUUAAAUCGCACGCAAUUCCACAGCUACUAGAGAAGCAUGGACUACCCAAGGGAAAUGAACAUUCGUUCACCAGUAGCGAGUCUCAGUCCUUUGCGUGUCCCGAAUGUUCGGCAACGUGCGCAGAUUUGACCGCCUACGAAACCCACUUGCAGGAGAAACACGCCGAACUUGGCCUCGGUUCCAACCAUGAUCCGGGCUGCUCGGCACUCUCUGCCAACUCUAUAAACGACGAUGCCCACCAAGAGGUCCUCCAGUGUCUGCUGUGCCAGCGAAAUUUCACCGACGCCACCAGGCUCGUCCGCCACCAGGAGGCGUGCCUUUUGGGCCGCGGAAUGCCCACCGCCGAAACUGAAACAGCCCCGGAAACCGAAGACGUGGUUUUGGUAAAGGAGGAGAUCGACUGCUACCUUACCGGGGCAAGCUGGUACAAAGAAGUGGUCAUCCCGCAGUCGAAGGUUUACUCGUGCGCCGAGUGCGACAAACGGUUCGAUUCGCUGGCGCUGGUCGAGCGACACACGAUUGCGGAACACUGUCCGGAGAACCUGUCGCUGCUGUACAAGUGCAACAAGUGCGCGGAAACGUUCGGAGGAUUCGCCAUGUUCCAGAGGCAUUCUCUGAAGCAUAUUUAA
Messenger RNA from Culex quinquefasciatus (southern house mosquito), 1563 nucleotides. RefSeq names its product transcriptional repressor CTCF. The record is from RefSeq and is a predicted model, not a curated record. Gene Ontology annotation, biological process: regulation of transcription by RNA polymerase II. The transcript has 4 exons. The coding region runs from base 49 to 1563 and encodes 504 amino acids. Gene Ontology annotation, cellular component: nucleus. Lineage: Eukaryota; Metazoa; Arthropoda; Insecta; Diptera; Culicidae. Gene Ontology annotation, molecular function: DNA-binding transcription factor activity, RNA polymerase II-specific; RNA polymerase II transcription regulatory region sequence-specific DNA binding.